Molecule: messenger RNA, 1417 nt
Organism: Myxocyprinus asiaticus (Chinese sucker)
Lineage: Eukaryota; Metazoa; Chordata; Actinopteri; Cypriniformes; Catostomidae
Gene: elapor1
Product: endosome-lysosome associated apoptosis and autophagy regulator 1
Biological process (GO): positive regulation of vacuole organization; autophagosome assembly
Cellular component (GO): lysosome; trans-Golgi network; late endosome
Source: RefSeq, a predicted model, not a curated record
UUAAGGUAACAAUUGCAGGUUGCCACUUUGUACAGUGUACCAAAGUAUGCUAAUUUUUCCUUCUACAAAACUUCAAGGUCCUAGUUUAAAACCAAAUGUCAAACAAGUGUUUAUUGUUAAAGUAAUUGUAGGUGUGUUGUUGUUGCAGUCAGAUUACCAUUUUGAGUACACAGAUUGUGAUGUUUUGGGCUCUCGAUGGAGAGUUGCGAUACCCAACAAGCCAGACACCUGUUCUGGUUUACCUGAUCCAGUCAAAGGCACCCAGUGCACGUUCACCUGUAAUGAGGGGGAAUUUCUGGACAUGAGGACUCGGUGUCAGAAAUGUGUCGCAAGUACCUGUUCUCUUGGGACAGGUGUGGCCUUCGAUGAGUGGGACAGUUUGCCGUCUGGCUUUAUCAGCCAUGGCAUCAACAUGAAUAUUGGUGACACUAAUUGCUCCAAUUCAGCAUGGAUCCUGAAAGGUGAUUACAUUGCAUUUAACACAGAUUAGUGUACUUCAACUCUGUCAUAUGCCGUGAGUCUAAAACCUGGUUCUGUGUCCUUCCACUACCUCUAUCCAGACAACAAUAUCUUUUUUGAAUUCUAUGUUCGGAAUGAUCAGUGCCAGUCUACAGACUCUCAGUGUCGCUGGAUGAAGAUAUCAGAAAGUGACUGGGAUUAUCACUAUGUGCAGCUGAGUAGUGGGAACAAUGUCUUGUACUGAAGAACUACAGGUUUCACUCUGGCUGCAAACACUGCCAAACCAGUUCUGCUGAAGAACAUUGCCAUCUCAGGGGUUUCUUACACGUCUGAGUGUUUUCACUGUAAGCCUGGUACAUAUAGUGAUAAACCAGGUGCUGCCCAUUGUAUCCCAUGCCCUGCUAAUACUUACUCUAAUAAAGGAGCCACAGUGUGCCAACCAUGUGAGGCAGACAAAUAUUCAGCUAAUUUGGUACCUUUUGAACUGGGGGUUUUGGAAAGAGGGGACGUGGCUAAUCCAACGGCUCAGUUUGUGGACAUUCCAGAAUGGCUAAAAUCGCUUACAACACCUUUUCUGAUAGUCUACUACUUCCCUGUGGAAGGCUUCUGUGUGUCAUAUGGUGUGACAACUGAAUCCAAACUGGAUGAUUUAUCUUUGGACGGCAACUUCCCCACUGAAUCAGAGCUACUGGAUGUUAUAUUCUACUACAGAUCUAGACAAACAACGAAAGCAUGUAAAAAUGGAAGAUCGACCUCCAUCAGGCUCCAAUGUGAUCCCACAGUAACAUUGAAAGACCAUGUUUCCUUACCAAGUAACUGCACAGAGGGCACCUGUGAUGGCUGCUCCUUCCAUUUCUUGUGGUGCUCCCAGCAUGCCUGUCCCUGUUCUGAGAGGAACUAUAAAGAGAUUGUGAGUGCCUGUAUCCAAAGAAUUCAGGUGUAUCGACUCACAACAUAA